CCGCCGCGGUAGUGAACGAGCCUUUUUCCGCUCGCGUUUUUAGUUAUUAAAACUGAUGUAUUAAGUGAACUGUCGGCCGUUUUCUAAAAUACACCUUUAUCGAACAUCGAUAUCCGGAGAAAACAGACCAUUUUUUCUUCAACUCGCAUCAGACUAUCAAAUUAUAUACCGAGGCCCGGUGAACUGCUAGCUCAGUCAGCUUGGAAAAGUUUGUUGUUGUCACGUGACGUGAUACGAAUGUGGCGAUAAAGUUUAUCUUUCUCAAUUACUUGACGAACCUGUAAUUAUUUGAUAUCAACUUUUAAGAUUUUUUUCCCGAAAAAUGCCUCAACCGAAAUACAGGAAGAUUGCUGUGUUGGGGUAUAGAUCAGUCGGCAAGUCCUCCCUCACAAUACAGUUUGUGGAAGGACAGUUUGUUGAUUCCUACGACCCUACUAUUGAAAACACUUUUAAUAAAAUGGUGAACGUGAAUGGACAAGACUUUAAUCUUCAGCUGGUUGACACUGCUGGUCAGGAUGAGUAUUCAAUUUUCCCACAGUCUCAUUCGAUGGACAUCCAUGGUUAUGUUUUGGUGUACUCAGUCACCUCAGUGAAAAGUUUUGAAGUGGUUCAGGUUCUACAUGACAAGCUGCUGGAUAUGGUUGGAAAAAUACAGGUGCCUACUGUUCUAGUUGGGAACAAAAAAGACCUUCACAUGGAAAGAGUAAUCAAACCAGAGGAGGGCAAGAAACUGGCUGACUCCUGGGGUGCUGCUUUUAUGGAAUCUUCUGCUAAGGAAAACCAGACAGCUGUAGAGGUUUUCAAGAGAAUUAUUCUGGAAAUGGAGAAAGCAGACGGCAAUGUUCCACAAGAGGAGAAAAAGUGUUCCGUAAUGUAGGGUGGUCCCGCUAGGGACAUACGUUGACCCCCUGGCCAAUGCCAGGAGACACAUCAUCACCAGCCAGCCAAUCACUGUGCAGUACUACAGUUGAACUAUCCACCCACUGCUCCAGUCUUGGUCAACAUCACAAGUAUCUGACCAGUCUCAGCAGAAUGUGCUGACCCUUAUGAGAAAUAGAUAAAAAACACAUGUCCUGAUCCUCGUGUAAAGCUGUUUGAUAAGUAAUUUCCCAUUUGAGGAUUCAAACAAUUCUGUGCUAUAAAAAUAACCACACUAUUUUUUUACAGUCGGUUGGCAGCAGUUGAACUACAUCUAAAGGCCAGAAUUUUAACAAGCACAAGCCUCACUUUUACUCAGACUUCAACUUGACACCUCGGUGGGACCCCUUUUAUUCCAGAGACACACCCACAACCCCAAUAAGAGAGAAUCCUCUCUGCUUUUCUAUGGCUAUACUCAUACACUGUCACGGCUCACUGUUCAUCAACUUAGCCCAGAAGUGUUCUCAGAAAUCACUUUCAUUAGCUCACCCUGACUUUGACACAGUUUGGGCCUGCUGGACUUUGAUGUCCAGCUAACCUUCACAGUGUGUGUGUGUGUGUGUGUGUCCAGUUUGGGCGGAGUUUGUUUGAUUAAAGUAUGCCUGGUGCACAGAUGCAAACUCUGCCUGCAGUGGAGUGCUUGGGCAUGUGAAACAAACACAUCGUUUUUCAGGUUGUUAUCAGAUAUUCUACCAGUGAGCUGAAACUCACUGGACACUUGGUUCCAUUCAGUUAUUUUCAUUAAUGCUAGAAUGAAAGCUCUCAUAUUCGCUUAGAUGAAAACUUCCUCAGCCAUUUUGUCCUUCUGUUUAGGGAAUAGUGGUGAUGGACUGCACGGCCACAUCAAUAGUGAACAUUUACCAAGUCUAAGUAUUAGGUUUUUCCCAGUCUUUUUUUCCCCCCUCAGCUGUAAUAAUUCUGAUAGUAGGGCUGCCGACUCCGUACUGAGGAAAGUGUGAGUGUUGUGACUGACUACAUAGAAGACAAAAUAGUGUCUGAAUCAUCCAGUCUCGGUUAACACAACCUGAAGUGUGAUGAUCUUAGUAUUUGAAUUAUGGGUGAUUUUUUUUAAACCAUCUGUAUUGUGCAGGCUGCCUGUAUGAAUUGCCAACUUCACCAGUGGGACUGUCUCUUUUACAACAUUUCAGCUACAAACCUUGGUCAGUCCUCACUGGUAGACUGUAAAUCGGGUCUCUUCAUCCAGUGUAACUAUGAUAUAUAUACAUAUACCUAUAUAUAUUUUGCAUUUAGGUUUGAGAGAUAGAUGGGUUUUCCAAUCUAUCUGUUGCUUUUACUUUUUUGAAAAGGCUAGUAUUCCUUUUCUGAACUGCCUUCCACUGCCCUUUUACUUUGUGUUCAUUGUUUUUUUUUUUUAUGUAGUUUUCCUGAUUUGAACACAUCUUCCAAGUAGUUGAUAUAAUGGAUUGGUGAUUGAUUGCUGGAUUGAUAGGUUGCAUAUGAGACGGCUGGUGAUGAUGCUGUGUCAUGUGCCUUAUUACACCCCGUUAAGCCCCUGAUACCGUUAUUACUCUGUCUGCUCCCCAAACCCACACCCAGAUCCCCACUCAAGGUGCUUCAGCUUCACCCUCCACCUUCUCCUGUGGGAAUACAGCAGUGUUGUGUCCCUCCACUACAGGGCUCUGAGGUGGGGUCACAGUUAAUACAGAAAAUCUUGCUGUAAACAGUUUUGUAUAUAAAAAUGAAUAAAUCCUUUACACCUGUAA
Molecule: messenger RNA, 2642 nt
Organism: Chanos chanos (milkfish)
Lineage: Eukaryota; Metazoa; Chordata; Actinopteri; Gonorynchiformes; Chanidae
Gene: rhebl1
Product: Ras homolog, mTORC1 binding like 1
Exons: 8
Coding region: 323-877 (184 amino acids)
Biological process (GO): signal transduction
Cellular component (GO): membrane
Molecular function (GO): GTP binding; GTPase activity
Source: RefSeq, a predicted model, not a curated record